Molecule: messenger RNA, 2058 nt
Organism: Exophiala aquamarina CBS 119918
Lineage: Eukaryota; Fungi; Ascomycota; Eurotiomycetes; Chaetothyriales; Herpotrichiellaceae
Exons: 1
Coding region: 1-2058 (685 amino acids)
Biological process (GO): lipid metabolic process
Source: RefSeq, a predicted model, not a curated record
AUGUCGCAAACUCAAUUACGGUCUCGCGCAUAUGCAGCCCUAGAUUAUGUCGACCAAGUCGAGAAGUUAUCCCUUGAACCCGCCGGCCGGGAGGAUGAUCAAGGACACCGUGGUGUCGCUGUCGAAGCGAAGUUUAUUACACCUCUUGAUCCCGUAAUUGAAACUGCAGACAGCAAUAGGCUCCCAGCAGUUCCUGUUCCAGAGGCACAUAAAAUCAAUGUCUUGAAGGACCAGGCUGAGGGGCGUUCUACCCGACGUCCUCCUACCCCUCCACCUAGUCUCAGCAGGUUUGAGAAGUCCGAUGCUUCUGGUGACGGUUGCGACCCGCAAACACUUAUCCAAGAAGACCAUGAAAACGCAACGAGCAGUCUCGGAAAUGCUAUCCCUCCAACGGUUACUCAUCCACUAUUCCCUCCUCUGCCAUUAUAUGGGCCACCUUCACUUUUACGAAAUCUUCAAUGCAGGAUAUUCCAAAUUACCGCAUUCUACUUGUCUACUGCUUUUCUUGCUGUCAUUGUCCUAGGCUCGGUCUUUACGUCUAUUCCAAAGCUGAUAACGUAUAUCUGGAAUGGACUGGUCUUUCGAGAUCGUUACAGCCAACGACCGUUUCGUGUAGAAGAGAAGCGACGGGCGGACAUCCGCAAGGAAGAGGAGACACGGUGGCUGAGAACAGGACGUCGGCGGCGUCCAGCAGACGAAAAUUCUUUAGAACCUCCGUCGUCUCAGCCGGGAGAGGACUAUGUGCCUCUUGAUGGCGGCCCUGAUAAGCUGGUAUGCGAUGUUAGCUACUAUGCCCGUAGGGUCGGUUUGGACAUCGAGGAAUUCAAAGUUCAGACCGAAGAUGGCUUUAUCCUGACGCUCUGGCAUGUUUACAACCCAAGAGAGUAUACGCCAGCAUCGAAACGAGAACGGCGAUCCACGUCUCCAGAUUUAUUCACCGACAAUGCGGAUGGCCUUCAUCGACAUGUACAGUCGCAAUACCGUGAUGGCCAAAGAAGAUACCCUGUCUUACUGAUUCAUGGCCUUUUGCAAAGCGCUGGUGCCUACUGCACCAAUGAUGAUGACAGUCUCGCAUUCCUUCUCUGUAAGUCCGGGUACGAUGUUUGGCUGGGCAAUAAUCGAUGCGGGUUCAACCCUGAGCAUACCCUGCUUCGAUAUUCGGAUCCACGAAUGUGGGCAUGGAACAUCCGGCAGAUGGGAGUUAUGGAUUUACCUGCUUUCAUAUCUCGGGUCCUUCAAGAGACCGGAUUCGAGAAGCUCGGACUCGUUUGUCACAGCCAAGGCACGACCGAAACAUUCGUAGCAUUGGCGAAGGAGCAGCGUCCUGAGCUUGGGGACAAAAUCAGUGUUUUCUGUGCCCUUGCACCAGCGGUCUAUGCAGGCCCUCUGAUCGGCAAGAUGUAUUUCAAGUUCAUGCGGGUUAUCUCUCCAGCAAUGUUUCGAGUCUUCUUUGGUAUCCACAGCUUCAUUCCUUUGAUGAUGACCAUGCACCGGGUGCUUCCGGGAAAAGUUUACGGGUCAAUGGGAUAUAUGGUAUUCUCGUUCCUUUUCAAUUGGACCGAUGCAAGAUGGGAUCGAGGUCUCCGCGAUCGCCUGUUUCAGUUUUCCCCGGUUUACGUAAGUGCGGAGAGCAUGCGGUGGUGGCUGGGGAGAGAGUGUUUUGCAAAACACAAGUGUAUCCUAUCCACACAGGAGGAGGAGGAGGGCUCCGAGGGAAAUGAGAAGAAGGCUGCCGAGUCCUCCGACGCUGGUCCGUCAGGGACAGUCUGGUACGAUGGACAUGUCCCUCCUAUGGCACUUUGGAUCGGCGGUAGAGAUGAGCUAGUGGAUGGCAGGCGCCUGUUAAGGAGGUUUGAACAGGGGCGAGAACCAUAUGUCAACCUUGUCCAUACCAAAGUGAUUGAAGACUACGAACAUCUCGAUGUCCUGUGGGCCAUUGACGCAGUUGAGCAAGUCGGCAAGGAAGUCAGGCAAGUUCUUUGGCAAACGAUGCCGGGAGAUGCGAGAAGCAUUUGUCGAAAGGUUACCGGUGUUGAUGAUCAUAUUUUGAAGGGCUGA